Molecule: messenger RNA, 788 nt
Organism: Suillus plorans
Lineage: Eukaryota; Fungi; Basidiomycota; Agaricomycetes; Boletales; Suillaceae
Exons: 5
Coding region: 91-732 (213 amino acids)
Source: RefSeq, a predicted model, not a curated record
UGAACAGCUGUGAGAUUGGACUUGGUCCCCUAUAAUGCUCAUUGCUGAUUGUCUUUUUCAGGCAUUUUUUUCAAUUUCGAACAAUGGUGGAUGUUUACUAUCGCAAACAUCAUCCUGGGCGUGAUCAUGAUCGCUCGGUUGCAUGCCAUGUAUCAGCGAUCGAGAAAAAUGCUCAUCUUUCUCGUUGUAUUCUUCCUUGCCUUGACGAUUACUAGCGGAGUAAUCACGGUAAUACAAAGCUCGCAUCUUACAGGAGAGGAGGUCGUCCUCUCUGGUACUUAUCAGUGCAAAGACUGGGGAAAUAGCUUUCUUCUAUCAGCUGUCACUUGGAUACUCGGCACUGUAUGGGAAGCUCUCGCGUUGUAUCUUUCAGUCCGUAUUGCUAUAAAGCAUUUCCGCGAACGACUAUUGACAAGAUCGAUUAUUGAGGACGUUUUCACGAUGUUAAUAAAAAGUCAUGUGUUUUACUUUGCAAGCUUUCUUGCUGUUGCUUCCUUCCGCAUGAGCUUGGUCUCUCCAAAUCUACCGGACGGAAUUUCUGAGGGAGAUGUGCUUUAUUUCGCUGUUGCGCUGAUUUCCGCGCUUUUGCAGAUGUUUUUGCUGGGACCGCGCCUCGUCCUCAGCGUUCGAGAACACAGCACUAGGCUUGUGGAUGACUCCGACAGAGCAACUGCCAUGACUACGAUUGCAUUCCAGGAGUGCACAGUCGUGUCGACUGAUAGCGGUGUGUAGUAUGGGAAAUGCUCCAUGACAUUGAUAUCUUGGCGUUGGUGUAUUGCAGGAAGGUU